AUGGCCGCUCCCGCCCACACAUUCAAGGUCGCCGACAUCUCGCUCGCUGCCUUUGGCCGCCGCGAGAUCGAGCUCGCCGAGGUUGAGAUGCCUGGUCUCAUGGCCAUCCGUGCCAAAUAUGCUGCUGACCAGCCUCUUGCCGGUUCCCGCAUUGCUGGUUGCUUGCACAUGACCAUUCAGACUGCUGUCCUCAUCGAGACCCUCACUGCCCUCGGUGCUGAGGUCACCUGGACCAGCUGCAACAUCUUCUCCACCCAGGACCACGCUGCUGCCGCCAUUGCUGCUUCCGGUGUCCCUGUCUUCGCCUGGAAGGGUGAGACCGAGGAGGAGUACGAAUGGUGCUUGGAGCAACAGCUCAACGCCUUCAAGGAUGGCAAGAAGCUCAACUUGAUCCUCGACGACGGUGGUGAUCUUACCUCUCUCGUCCACAAGAAGUACCCCGAACAGCUCAAGGACUGCUACGGUGUCUCCGAGGAGACCACCACUGGUGUCCACCACCUCUACCGUAUGUUGAAGGAAGGCAAGCUCCUUGUUCCUGCCAUCAACGUCAACGACUCCGUUACCAAGUCCAAGUUCGACAACCUUUACGGAUGCCGUGAAUCCCUCAUCGACGGUAUCAAGCGUGCUACCGAUGUCAUGAUUGCCGGUAAGGUCGCUGUCGUUGCCGGUUUCGGUGACGUCGGUAAGGGUUGCGCCCAGGCUCUUGCCUCCAUGGGUGCCCGUGUCAUUGUCACUGAGAUCGACCCCAUCAACGCUCUCCAGGCUGCCGUCUCCGGAUUCCAGGUCACCACCAUGGAGGAGGCUGCUCCCGUCGGUCAGAUCUUCGUCACCACCACUGGUUGCCGUGACAUCCUCGUUGGCCGCCACUUCGAGGUCAUGAAGAACGACGCUAUUGUUUGCAACAUUGGUCACUUCGAUAUUGAGAUUGACGUUGCUUGGCUUAAGGCCAACGCCAAGUCUGUCCAGAACAUCAAGCCUCAGGUUGACCGCUUCCUCAUGGCCAACGGCCGUCACAUCAUCCUCUUGGCUGAGGGUCGUCUCGUCAACUUGGGUUGUGCUACCGGCCACUCUUCCUUCGUCAUGUCUUGCUCUUUCUCCAACCAGGUCUUGGCUCAGAUCGCUCUCUACAAGGCUGGAGAUGCUGCUUUCGGUGCCAAGUACAUCGAGUUCGGCAACGAGGGUAAGCGCCCCGUCGGUGUCUACGUCUUGCCCAAGAUCCUCGACGAGCAGGUUGCCAAGCUCCACUUGGAGCACGUCAACGCUAAGCUCUCCACCCUCACCCCCGUCCAGGCUGAAUACCUUGGUUUGGAUGUUGCCGGUCCUUUCAAGAGCGACAUCUACCGCUACUAA
This is a messenger RNA of Talaromyces marneffei, 1350 nucleotides long. RefSeq lists its product as uncharacterized. The transcript is spliced from 4 exons. Gene Ontology annotation, biological process: L-methionine cycle. Gene Ontology annotation, molecular function: adenosylhomocysteinase activity. The coding region runs from base 1 to 1350 and encodes 449 amino acids. Gene Ontology annotation, cellular component: cytosol. Lineage: Eukaryota; Fungi; Ascomycota; Eurotiomycetes; Eurotiales; Trichocomaceae. The record is from RefSeq and is a predicted model, not a curated record.